GAAGCUAGAAGAGAAAGAGAGAGUGAGAUAUCCAUUGUCGAGUUUCUCCUCAGAACAGUAUUCCUUCUCCGUUCGACUCGUGUUACUCUCGUGUAGACCGGAGGGACGGUUUUUCUUUAUUAUUUUGGAAGGGAGCGAGCGAGAAGGAAGAGUCUUCUGUAGAGGAGGAAAGCAGUACCUGGUCGAGUCGAGCGAAAGUAGAAAGAGCAGUACGUUCAGCUACCUGUGUAGUUAUUUACCUGGCUCCGAUGUAUUCGGAAUGGUUAAUACGUGUGAUCGGUAACGAAGUGUGGGGACUGAAAAACUGUUUGUAAAGAAUUAACCGUCAAAAAGCCCCCAACCAGUCGGCAUUUGCUAUGCCAGUCGUCGCGUUCGUCGGGUACCAUCAGCACCAUCGGGCAUCAUCAUCAACAUCAUCAAGAAAAACACCGCAGAAGAGGAAUCGCGUUUCCAUUAAUCGUCAACCGAAAAGUAGCAACAACAAUUAAACACGACUCGUAUACCUCUAUCAUCCUCCGAAGAAUUCCAUCAAGGUUAACCGGUAUCCGGCAAGAAAGUGACCGCACACACCGGUAGUUUGCCGCGACAACUCUUCAUCUCUCCGAUCGAAGUUUUUAACUCUUGGAUUAUUUUAUUCAUCUGUGCUUCUGUGAGUGCACGUUCCAGUGUAUUUGUAUUUGUGUCUGUGUGGUUUUCCAUCUGAGAUGCCCUUAAGUUGCAUCAAUUCUUCGGACAUCUGGCAACCCUAAAGCUGCAUCUGCCUUAAAGAGGCUCGCGACAUCUGCGCUUUUCUUCUCUCCUCUUCUCCUCUUCGGCCCAUGCGAAGCGAACAUUUCUCUUGCGGAUUCACGCUAUAAAUAUUUAUACAUACACACAAAAAAAAACAACUACCUCAGGGUACUUCUACACUUCUUCGCGGUGGUGAUUCUUCUCGUUGAUUCGCAACAAGUCAUUCUAGUGCAAUGGGUAACCAUCCAUCCAAUCACCAGCCUUUGGAGAGAGCCGUAACAGGCAAAUUCGGAGAUGUUCAUACGAGACGAAGCUUACGGUCACCUCGUAAAAUGGACAGACUGAGGAAAUCGUUCAGGGACUCGUUUAGGAGACGCAAGGAGAGAGUUCCUGAAAGUUCGAAGCCUCACCAAUGGCAAGAAGAUGAGUCUGCUGUGAGACAAGCAGCUUGUGCUUUCGCAGUAAAAUAUUUGGGUUGCGUCGAGGUCUUCGAGUCGAGGGGAAUGCAGGUGUGCGAGGAGGCCCUAAAAGUGCUGAGGGGUUCUCGGAGAAGGCCUAUAAGGGCGAUGCUGCACGUGAGCGGAGACGGUCUUCGCGUUGUCGAGGACGAGAACAAAGGGCUUAUCGUCGAUCAAACAAUUGAGAAGGUAUCGUUCUGCGCUCCGGAUCGUAACCACGAGCGCGGUUUCUCGUACAUCUGCAGAGACGGCACAACAAGAAGAUGGAUGUGCCAUGGGUUCUUGGCUCUCAGGGAAUCCGGAGAGAGAUUAUCGCAUGCGGUUGGAUGCGCUUUCGCCGUUUGCUUGGAGAAGAAGCAGAAGCGCGACAAGGAGUGCGGAGUAACGAUGAUGUUCGACGCGAAGAAUUCCACGUUUACGAGGAGCGGAUCCUUCAGGCAGCCCGGUUUAACGGAGCGUUUGGAAAGGGCCGUGGAUGUACCAAAAUCCUCAUCGCAGACAGCGAAUCCGAAUCCGUUCGCCAUCGAACGGCCGCACGCCACCCCAAGCAUGUUGGAGCGUCAGAACAGCUUCCGUGGCUUCGGCCAAUUGGGUCAGAGUUCACCGUUCAAGCGUCAAAUGUCUUUGCGGGUGAACGACCUGCCCAGCACCACGGAUCGCCUCAACUCUUACAAGACGAGCAACGGUAAACCAGUAUCGCCGAUUCCAGAGUUGCAGGGCGAUUCGGUGACGGCCCUUUGUCAGCAACUGUCGCAGGGUCUCAGCCAGCUCACGCACAGCGGUUCCGACGACUUCAACUUCAACAGUCAAUCCAGCAUCAACCAAAACAAUCUGUCGAUAUCCAUCACCACCAACACGAACACCUACAGCUCGACGCCGACUCCGCCUGUCUCCAGCAUCACUCCAGUCAGUCUGAACUUCAGCGAAACGUCGACGCGAUCUAUAACGCCCAUCAAAGCAGCGAUCUCGCCGAACUCGAGCGUCGUCUCGAAUGCGAGCCUUCCGAAACCCGAGCAAUGGUUAGGUCAGAUCACAUCGACGAAGAUCGAAGGCUCAUCAUCACCAUCGAAGAGAGCGAACCUCGCUGCACAUUCCAGGGCGAUGUCUUUGGACUCCUCGGAGACGUUGGGCCGGGUUCCCGAUCCCUUCGACGCCGAGUGGGUCUCCGGCGUUGCGCCCCGACCAAACAUCAACAGCACGAAUCCAUUCAUCAGCAAUACCACCAAGCAAGCAUUUCAAAUCCAGCUCUAGUUUCUCAACUCGCACGUCGAAACGAAGACAUAUUUUUUUACACACGAGAUGAGAAAUUGAUUCCAUUGUUUUCUUGCCUGGACUGGAACGUGCAAUUAUGUACAUUACUGUUUUUUUUUUUGUUAUGUUUUCCUUCAGUUUCUUUCUUUCUGGCGAUCCCAAAAGAAAACACACUUGGAUAGUAUUUAUUAUUAUUAUUAUUACUAAAUUACUGAAGAAGUAGAAAGACAUAUUUUGUUAACGCACAGACUAUUAUAAUUAUUCAGACAAAACUUUAAGCAUUAUAGAAAAAAAAUCAUUCAUUAAAACGAUAAUAUAAUCAGAAUCGUCCCUUAAACUAAUUACUUAAUUGCAUUGCGUCCAAGAACACGACGUGCUGACGUGCAGAUUACAGUAUUUCCUUUGAAAAUGAACUUCAAAAACAUUCACUACUUAAAUUGGAUGGAAUUGAUGAGAUUUAGUGACUCUGAUCUGGUCUAGAGUUCUCGAAAUUGGACUUGCAAAACCAUAGAUGAGCUUGAAUAAUGCACAUAGAUUAAUAAUCGAUGUCCGAACAAGUAUAAAAAAA
Molecule: messenger RNA, 3006 nt
Organism: Nicrophorus vespilloides
Lineage: Eukaryota; Metazoa; Arthropoda; Insecta; Coleoptera; Silphidae
Gene: numb
Product: protein numb
Exons: 3
Coding region: 963-2438 (491 amino acids)
Source: RefSeq, a predicted model, not a curated record